GGCGGAAGUGGCGGCCUGGCUGUCAUGGUGGCGCGGGUGGUGGUGGCGCGGGGGUCGUGGCAGCGCCUGGUUCCCGCGGCGCUGUGGGCGCGGCCGCGCCGCCUGCAGCAUGAGGCGCAACCCGAGCGCUCGGAUCAGCCCAUACAAAUGGAAAACCCCUAUAAAGACCCUCCAAAGAGAUGUGUCUUAUGYGGAAUAAAUGUGGACUAUAAGAAUGUGCAGCUUCUUUCCCAGUUUAUUUCUCCAUAUACUGGCUCCAUUUAUGGCAGACAUAUCACAGGCUUGUGCAACAAGAAGCAGAAGGAAAUUACAAAAGCCAUUAAAAGAGCUCAUGUAUUUGGAUUUAUGCCAGUUAUGUUUAAGAACCCACAAUUUCUCACAGACCCCAAGCUAUGUAAUAUCAAGUAUCCAGAGUAAUCUACUGUAAAGAAAUACACAAUAAAACUGUUUCAUGUUUAUAAA
This is a messenger RNA of Malurus melanocephalus (red-backed fairy wren), 462 nucleotides long. RefSeq names its product mitochondrial ribosomal protein S18C (gene MRPS18C). Gene Ontology annotation, biological process: mitochondrial translation. Gene Ontology annotation, molecular function: structural constituent of ribosome; small ribosomal subunit rRNA binding. The record is from RefSeq and is a predicted model, not a curated record. Gene Ontology annotation, cellular component: mitochondrial small ribosomal subunit; ribosome. The transcript has 6 exons. NCBI's taxonomy places the organism in Eukaryota, Metazoa, Chordata, Aves, Passeriformes, Maluridae. Bases 25 to 417 code for a protein of 130 amino acids.